Messenger RNA from Lampris incognitus (smalleye Pacific opah), 5054 nucleotides. RefSeq names its product neurofascin homolog (chicken) b (gene nfascb). Gene Ontology annotation, biological process: cell-cell adhesion. The coding region runs from base 198 to 3740 and encodes 1180 amino acids. Gene Ontology annotation, molecular function: protein binding. NCBI's taxonomy places the organism in Eukaryota, Metazoa, Chordata, Actinopteri, Lampriformes, Lampridae. The record is from RefSeq and is a predicted model, not a curated record. The transcript has 27 exons.
AUUGCCCUGUUAUUUGAAGAACCGGGGAAUUAAUAGGUAUACAGAGCGUGCAAGGAUAAUUUCCGGGAGUAAUUCGGCGGGAUUAUCAAUGCAUUUGGGAAGCCAUGGCGAUGGGGAGGAGGGAUCCCUGAUUUGACCUCACAUGACAUAAAGGAGUACUGACAGCAAAACCAUUGCCGGAUUUUACAUUCUGUAAAAUGGGGAUGCCAGUCAAAGCAACUCUACUGGCACUAUUAUGGCAGAGUGCAUGGACUUUGGACAUACCGCUAGAAAUCAGACAGCCCCCUACCAUAAUAAAGCAGUCUGUGAAGGAUCACAUCAUGGACCCAAAAGACACUAUGGUCAUAGAAUGUGAAGCCAAAGGAAACCCUCAUCCAAUUUUCUCAUGGAGACGCAAUGGGAAGUACUUCAAUGUGGCACGUGACCCUCAGACAUCGAUGCGCAGACGCUCAGGGACGUUGGACAUCUAUGCCUGGAACAAUCCAGAACAAUAUGAGGCCGAGUAUCAGUGCAUCGCCUCCAAUGAAUAUGGCUCUGCGUACUCCAACAAGAUCAGACUGCGACUAUCCAGAGCUCCACUAUGGCCGAGAGAGAUUCUGGAGCCUAUUGUAAUAAGUGCUGGCCAGCCCCUGGUCCUGUCCUGUGACCCCCCACCUGGACCCCCUAAACCUGAAACUUACUGGAUGUCCAGCUGUUCAUAUGCGCGACCUUUCAGCUGGCCCAUUCAGACUGCUUUUCCCACCAUGCAGCCCGUGCGGCAGGACCGCAGGGUAUCCAUGGGAGUGAAUGGAGAUCUGUACUUCUCUAAUGUCCUGAUCAAUGACUCGGCCACUGACUACUGCUGCAACGCCCGCUUCCCACACAAGAACAUCAUCCAGCAGAAGAUGCCUGUGGUCGUUAAGGUGCUUACAACCCGUACAGUGGCUGAGGCCGCUCCCACCUGGCUGUCUCCCACCGGGUCAUCAAGCUCCAUCCUGGUCCUGCAGGGGGAGGAGCUGCUCAUCGAAUGCAUCGCGGCAGGAGUGCCAACUCCUCACAUUUCUUGGACCAAAGAUGGAGAGAAACUGGCGGUGAAGUCAUACAUGAAAGUGAAGAAUUUCAACAAGAUGAUUCAAAUCCCCAAAGCCUCUUUUGAUGACACGGGGGAAUACGUCUGCACUGCUACCAAUAAGGUCGGGUACAUCGAGCACACAAUUACAGUAGGAGUCAAAGCGGCCCCAUUUUGGUUGGAGAGGCCCACCGAUUUGGUCUUGGCCCCUGAGGAAAAUGGGCGCUUAGUUUGUCAGUCUGAUGGGGCCCCUCGGCCCACUAUCCGCUGGUUCAUCAAUGGAGAGCCAAUUGAAAAGGCCACCCCACACCCCAGCAGACAGGUGUCGGGCGACACGCUGAUCUUCCGUGGCGUGAACCUCGAAAAUACUGCUGUCUACCAAUGCAAUGCCUCGAAUCAGUAUGGCUACCUAUUAGCCAAUGCUUUUGUCAACGUGUUACAUGCAACUCCGCGCAUACUGGGGCCCAGACACGAGAUGAUGAAGGUGGUGGAGGGAAGUCCUACGUUCAUUGACUGCCGCUACUUUGGUUCUCCAGUGCCUGAUUUGAGAUGGUCUAAAUAUGGACAAGGGAAUCUGGAAGGGGGUCGUUUUAAGAUUCACAGUAAUGGGACACUGGAGAUCAAGCGCAUUCGUGUAGAUGACCAGGGAACUUACCUGUGUGUCGUCAGCAACAUCGCAGGACGAGAUGAGAGUCAAGUCCGAAUAGAAGUAAAAGAGCCCACUGUGAUUUCCAAAAGACCACAGAACAUGAAAGUUAUUCGCGGGACCGAUGUUCGCUUUGAAUGUAGUGCAAAAACCGAUGUCAGUACACCUGCCACAACUACCUGGUUGAAAAACAAAAAAGCAGUCUCGUUUAAUUGGAGAACCUCGCUGGAUGAAUCCAACCUGGUCAUCACCACUGUAAACACAGGCGAUGAGGGCAAUUACACCUGCAUCAUCAAGACUGAAAUGGGUCAGAUGUCUGCCUCCGCUCGUCUCAUGGUGAUGGACCGCCCCAACCCUCCCACUGACUUGGAGCUAUCAGAUCCAUCCGAGCGCAGCGUAAGACUCACCUGGGUUCCUGGAGACAGUCACCAUAGUCCCAUCUCAGAGUACCUGGUGCAGUAUGAUGAAGAUGACUGGUUGCCGGGCAAGUGGAGGAACCUGUCCACCUACCCUGGGAACCUCAACUCUGUUAUUCUGCAGCUGUCACCCUUCAGCUACUAUGAGUUCCGUGUCAUCGCUGUCAAUGCCAUUGGACUGAGUCGUCCUAGUCGCCCGUCCAUGCGCUUCCAGACUAGUGGCGCACCUCCAGAUGCCAUUCCAAAGAACAUAAAAGGUGUUGGCACAUGGAGGAAUAACAUGGAGAUCAGCUGGGAGCCACUUACAUACAGAGAGUGGAACGGGCCUCAUCUAAAAUAUCUGGUGUGGUGGAGGAGGAGAGACUCAAGGGAGGAGUGGAAAAAUGCCACCACAAAGUGGCUGAGAUACUACAUCUACGACGCAGACACCUUCACUCCGUAUGAAAUCAAAGUCCAGGCUGUCAAUGAUUUCGGGAUGGGCCCAGAGUCUUCUGUUGUCAUUGGGUAUUCUGGGGAAGAUCGUCCUCUAACUGCUCCCUUAAACCUGAGAGUGUCUGACAUAGAAAGCACUCAGGUGACUCUACAUUGGGACCCAGUGUCUCGUAGCUCCAUCAUGGGGGAACUGAAAGAGUAUAAGGUGUAUUACUGGAGGGACAGUAGCCAGCUGAGAUGGAUGGGUGUCAGCAGGGCAAUGAAAUCUAAAGCUUUCAAAAUCAAUGGACCAGAGCCCUUAGGGGUUCUCAGUGAGCUCUUCCCUUAUAGCAACUAUAAGCUGUACAUAGUGGUCACUAAUAAUCGAUAUGAAGGACCGCCUAGUAAUACCAUAGAGUUCUCGACCCCUGAAGGAGUACCAUCUGCUCCGAGAUCCUUCAGAAUCCAACAGCGACAUCUGGAUACCAUUUAUGUUGACUGGGAUUUGCCAGCUGAACCCAGUGGAAUUAUUACUGGUUAUUCUCUGAAGUACCAAACAGUGAAUGCCACCAGAGGAGAGGAAAUGCGAACUGAGGAAUUCCCUUCAAAUGUGACCAGUUUCUCCGUCCGCCGAUACGACCGCUACACUCGAUACAGAUUCUCCCUGGCUGCACGAACUCGAGUAGGGAUAGGGGAAUGGCACACCGAGGAGUCCCCACAUUAUACCACUGAAGCUUAUGCUCGGGAUCAGGUGGACAUCUCCACGCAGGGCUGGUUCAUUGGAAUAAUGUGCGCUGUGGCUCUCAUCAUACUCAUCCUGCUCAUCGUCUGCUUUAUCAAGAGGAGCCGCGGGGGGAAAUACCCAGUCCGGGAAAAAAAAGAUAUUUCCCUAGAGCCUGUGGAUGACAAGGACCAGGAGGGAUCAUUUGACUAUCGGUCUCUUGAAAGGAUAGCACGUGUCGCCACACUUCCCUACCCCAGACGGGAGGAAGAGAGGGGUCUACAGAGAGGCCAGACAUCGGUGGAGGCGAUAAUGAAGCGAACGGACAGCGACGACAGUCUGGUGGACUACGGCGAAGGAGGCGAGAUCCCGUUCAACGAGGAUGGCUCGUUCAUCGGUCAGUACACAGGGAGCAGGAGGGACCUCAGGGAGGAGAUGGACUUCGGCGGGACCCUGGAGCUCCAUUCUCCCAUGAAUGCCAUCUACUCCCUGGCUUAACUGUCUACCGGUGUGAGCACAAAACUGGUCCACUAGGAGUCACCCCUCCAUCUUUACUCUGCUUCAACUCCUGCCUUUCAUGGAGAACCUGGAGGAACGGCAGUGGUUGUAGUCUAGCUUUGCUGUGCUUGCAAGAGAGAACACUGGACCCAGAAGUUGCCUCAACCAUUUAUCUUCUUGCGUCUUGCAUUGACAAUGCAACACACAAGCAUUUUAACCAGAGUAUAUAGGGACAGUUGGGACAAUACCACAGGAGAUAAGACUCUUACCCACAUAAAGAAAAAGAAGCUUCACAUUUUAUAAUGAUCCUCCCUGCAUGUAGUUGCACUGUGUGUGUGUGUGUGUGUGUGUGUGUGUGUGCGUGCGUGCGUGCGUGCGUGUGAGUGAAUAUGUUUGGAUAUGUUACAUUCAAGUGUGUACAUUUUCAAUUAUCCCACUAAUGGAGAGAAAGUGACUGCCCAUCAAAAGAAAGAGAAGUGGAUACGUUUAUCAUGUUGAUAAAUGCAAUUGCAACUGUAACGGAGGGCUAGCCUGACUACAUAGUAGAUCACCUUCUAGAUUUCUUUUUCUUUCUUUCUCUCUUUUGGUCUUUCCUUCUUUUUCUUAUUAUUUUAGUAACAAGGUGUAUGUGGUUUUUGUACGAUCUUAAUCAUUUUAUUUAAGAACUGCAUAGCAUCAUUUUGAGUUCGAUGGAAUUUCUUUAAGCGAAUCGAUCGUGGGAAAUAAUUAAUAUUCAGCCAGACUGCGAUGCUAAAUACAGUACCAGCAAAUUCAAAGUGAGAAAAUCAUUGGAUACGAGACAGAUUGUUCACUGACUUUCCAUCAUUCAGUGGAAUGAUCGAAUGCAGUUCCAUCACUUGGUAUGCUGAGAGUCCCUUAGUUCAUAAAUUAACCCUGAUUACUUUUUCCUUGACUCUCAUUUUUAUCCACCGCUGAUUAAAGUUCAAUGUGGGAGUAUCAAAAUGUUCUUGCUGAUAGCUGAAGGAUGAUAAAUCAUCCAGGCGACUUCAUGAGUCACCUGUGCUGUAAGUUGAAUAUUUUGUUGGCUUGCAUUUUGGAGCCUUGCUUUUGAUUGAGGUCAAUAGGCCAAACCAGCCCGUCAUCAAAGGGCAAGCGGCCAUAAACCAACCAUAAAAUUAGGCUGUUAUUUCUUCAUGAAUGGCCUUAUUGUUUCUCCCACUCACACAGAACAAGGCUACAUUAAAAUAAUUAAUACUUGCGUAACAGCUUUUCUGUGUCUUUAGUUGACUGGACUCAGAACAUUAUCGUUGUAUUACCACAGUUGUGUCCUAAACUUAAUAAAGAGAUUUUCAA